Messenger RNA from Anoplopoma fimbria (sablefish), 2071 nucleotides. It is a transcript of the gene ddo, whose product is annotated as D-aspartate oxidase. Gene Ontology annotation, molecular function: D-amino-acid oxidase activity; FAD binding. NCBI's taxonomy places the organism in Eukaryota, Metazoa, Chordata, Actinopteri, Perciformes, Anoplopomatidae. The record is from RefSeq and is a predicted model, not a curated record. The transcript is spliced from 4 exons. Bases 72 to 1088 code for a protein of 338 amino acids.
UCGUCCUGCAGCAAACAAGCAGCAUUUGACACGAUUCUCUACCUGCAGUUUGAGACGCAGGCCUGUCCAGGAUGAAAAGGGUCCGUGUUGUGGUGGUGGGAGCGGGUGUGGUUGGCUUCUCCACUGCCGUCUGCAUCGCUGAGGCUCUACCUUUCUGCUCCGUGACUCUGCUGGCUGAGAGGUUCAGUCCAGACACCACCAGUGACGGAGCUGCUGGGAUCGUGGUUGCUGCAAAGUUUCCUGAUAUUCCCUUGGAAAGACAAAAACGCUGGUUCAAGAACAGCUUUGAUCACCUGUUGGCCAUUGCUCAAUCCCAACACUCACCUGAAGCUGGAGUAAUGCUGAGCUCAGGCUGGCAAGUUUUCAAGGACGUUCCAGAUGAGAAGAAGCCCUACUGGUCGGAGUUGGUGAUUGGCUUUCGAUACAUGACCGACAGUGAACUGAAAAGGUUUCCGGAUCAUAAGUUCGGACAGGCGUUCACCACCGUAAAAUGUGAAUGUUCCAGCUACCUGCCGUGGCUCGAGAAGAGGUUCAGAAAAGCUGGAGGUCAAGUGGAACAGAGGAAGGUCAACAGUCUUCAGGAAUUAAGCAGCAGCUAUGACAUCAUUGUCAACUGCUCUGGUCUGGGCUCCAAACUGCUGGCGGGUGACAACCAGGUGCACCCCGUCAGAGGGCAGGUCCUCAAGGUGGAGGCCCCCUGGCUGCACCACUUCAUCAGAGAUGGAGAUGGAAAGACCUACAUCUACCCGGGGAUCCGCUGCGUCACUAUAGGCGGCACGAGGCAGGAGGGGGACUGGAGACUACAAGUGGACGGAGGCGACACGAGGGGCAUCCUGGAGCGCUGCAGCGCGCUGGAGCCGUCCAUCAGCAAAGCCAAAGUCCUCAGCGAGUGGGUCGGUCUGAGGCCGAGCAGGAGGAAUCCGAGGGUGGAGAGGGAGGUGGUGCAGCUGCAGGGUCGCAGGGUUCCUGUGGUCCACAACUACGGCCACGGAAGCUGGGGGGUCACGCUGGCCUGGGGAACCGCCCUGGACGCUCUGGGGCUGGUGAGGCAGUGCCUUCAUGAAAUGCCGCUACAAGCUAAACUAUGAACCAGGUCUGCCACUAAAUCCUGAUUUAAUCUGUGCCAGUAACACUCACCUUGAAAUAAUAAGACAUCCUGUCAGUAAGAUAGAAAACUAAUCAAAACUUAAAUCUUGUGGUUUUGCAGUAGGUUUUACAUUUUAUAGUGUGAAGAUGUGAGGGAAAAAAGUAUGUAAAAUAAUACAAUUUGGUGAACAUUUGUAUCGGGACUGGUUAUGAGAGAAUGUAAUUACUGCUUCUUCAAUUUUUAAAUACAGUUACCUUUAAGUACAGAGAUCAACGUUAAUUAACUUAAAUAGAAUAAACAAACAUUUAUUGAUGUGAAAUUAGAACAGGAAUUUACAGCCUUUUUAGCAAUUUACAAAGAAUAUAUGAAAGAAAACUUUAUUACUUAAAUGAAUGAACAGGAAUACACUGUAUGUCAUUUAUUGACGUGAAAUAAACAGCUCUUGUUAACAUAAAAGACAGAUGCUUGCUGAGUUGAAUGUAAUUAUUUAACUGUUUAAAUCAUUAUUUGCCAUCACUACUUGCAUUUAGAUUUUACUUGGAUAGAAACUAUUGUUCCAUACAUGUAAUAUAUAUAUAUAUAUACACACAAUCUUGAUGUUACAGUAAAUCAAGCAAUGAAUAAUUUAUUAAUAAAGGCUUUGUUUGAUGAACUAAAAAUGGCCACUUACUGACUCGGGGUGGUGAUGUUUGUGUAACUGCUGGACUCAGUUUCAGUCUCCUCUACAAACUGGAUUCAGCUGAAUGUAGAACAUCUGAAAUCGAGACAGGGGUGUCGACCAGACUGUAACCAGACUAAGGUGGAGAAACGUUAGUAAUAUGAAAAUAACUUAACACUGUCUAAACUUUAGGUAUGUUAUCGAGGGAGGAUUCAUUCUACUAGACUGAAAAUAUGAUUUUGAAAGAAAUUUAAAGGAAAUUUGUGUUGGGUGUAAUCCAAGUCAACCUUUAAAAAAAGCUUUAUAGCUAUUGUAUUAUGCCGUCU